Molecule: messenger RNA, 6870 nt
Organism: Leishmania mexicana MHOM/GT/2001/U1103
Lineage: Eukaryota; Euglenozoa; Kinetoplastea; Trypanosomatida; Trypanosomatidae
Exons: 1
Coding region: 1-6870 (2289 amino acids)
Biological process (GO): endoplasmic reticulum to Golgi vesicle-mediated transport; protein localization to phagophore assembly site
Cellular component (GO): phagophore assembly site; TRAPPIII protein complex; cytoplasmic vesicle
Source: RefSeq, a predicted model, not a curated record
AUGAGCCUAGAAGACUGGGUGGAGCAGCGGUAUGCACGCCCCGUCGUCGUUGUGGAGAGCAGCGCCGCGGCGGAUGCCAUUUGCGCUCGUAAUGGUAUGGACCUCAUUCACCUGCUACGCCUGCACAGCGUGUACGCGGGUGGGCCGCUCUACGCCCGCAUCGGGGACCGCAGUGAACCGGUGGCGUGCAACAAGUUUGGUGUUCGACUGAUGCGCACCGACUGUGUGCGUGACGUUUCGCUGUCCCAGGUGGCACGGCACACUCGACACCUUCUUCGGAACACCGCGGCGUUUGACCUUGCCUACGGGGAGCAACUGGAUGCCGCGCUGCGGGACAUUGUUGAGAAGAAUCGCAGCCGCCACGACGGAUCGCUGCCGCGGCCAGUUCGGGCGGCCCAGCCAUCCACAGAGUCGUCAUCGUCCCUCGCACCGUCAGAGGUGAGUGGCGGGCCAGCAGCGGUGUCGACGCUACUGGAGCGCGCCUGCCCCACGUGGCACCGCGCCUUCAUCCGCGACCUCCACAGCCUCGUGCGGUGCAGCCCCUUCGACACCAUCGACUACCCCAUCGGGGCUCUCUUCGCCGUUGCCACGACCGAGGCCGGGAGCGUCGAGGGGAUCCUUCAGGUCUUCCGUGCCCAGGCAAGGCGCAUUCAAGAGUUGCGCGCCAGCCUCCCAGGCAUGGACACAGAGCUGCACCAGUACUACCUAAUCCUGCACGACAACACGUCACCGCUGACUCCGUCACUGAGCACUGCGCGACACGUUCUGGCAUCUGUGCAGCAGCUCUAUGGGGCGAAUUACUGCGCCCUCAUCAAGGUGAACUCCGUCGUCGACCCGCGCACCGUGAAGAACCUCGAUCCGUCCAUGUGGAUCGCGGCCUCGCCGAUGGUGAUGGACGUGCCGUCUGCGCAAGCACUCCAUCAAGCAGCGGCGCAGGCAGCAGCAGCAGCAGCGGUAUCGUCCACUACCGCCCUCUCCCCAGGUGCCGCUGCUGACCGCCCCCCGGCACUUUCGUUCCGCGUCGUGCACAGAACCUGCGGCACCUGGCCAAACUCGAACACCGCCAUCAUCACCGGGUGCUACAUGAGUCCCGAGGACGUGACGGACGUGCACAACGUCAUGGCCUACUACCUCUCCCAGUCCCUCUUCAAGUUCGUGGAGCGGCGGCUGCGCAUGCUCGACAUGUCCGUGCAGGAUCGCCGCACGACGACGCUGAGUAAGAUGGCGGCGUGGUUCAAGGGCAAGGACGAGGGCCGGCCCCGCACUGCCGACGUGGUCAACAUGCCGAGCGGCUUCGACUCGUCUGCAUCCCCAAGGUAUGUAGCGCACUCGCUGGAGAUGCAGAUGCGGCACUGCGGUGAUCUCUCGCUGGCGCUACACGACCUGAAAGGCGCUAUCUCGUACUACCGCAUGUGCAUCGAGGAGCUGCUCGAGACGCUGGCGUUGCGGCCGUACAACCGGGCCCUCAUCGCGGCUUGCCAAGAGGGCAUUGGCGUGGCGCAGCUCCUGCAAGGCAAGCUGGCGCCCCAGAGCCUGACACCGUGGUACACCGGCCUGACGUCCGCGACGCAGCGGGUGAGCUCGCAGACAAACCGUUGGGAAGUGGCAUGGAACGACUACUUGGCGGCUGGGACGCCAAUGCACGCGGUGCGCGUUGCCUUUCUGCUCUACGAGAGCAGCCGAGUCCGUACCCCGCCCAUGUUGGACCGGUGCCAUGCGAUCCUGACGCACCUGCAGCGGAGCGGCAUCCUGCAGCGGCAAAAUCUGCUGAGUGGCGUCGUGAACGACAUGUUGGCCGGCAUCGCGGCCUUCACGAACGCGCCUUUUCCAGCUGGGUUAGAGAUGCCGCCAGCGAUCCCGAGAGAUUACCCUGUGUACAUGAACCUGCGCCGGUUCGCGCAGCGGCUGCAGCAGGCAGGCGCCCUCUACCGCGCCGACAACUCACUGGAGCAGGCGCUGCGGUGCUAUCUGCGUGUGCUGGAGCUGCUCCGCGCGAUUGACCCGCAAGAGACGUGGGAGACACUCGCCGAGCACCUCUACCUGACCGCCGGCCAGCUCUACAUGCAGCUGGGCCAGGACGUGCGCGGAAUCGCCAUGACAAGCGUCGCCGUCGCGCAAGGGACACCGUUGUAUCGUCACCCUGCUACCGCGCAGCAGGCGUUCGAGGGCUUCUGGGCACAGCAGAAGCGCAUGCUCUCCAGUAUGGGCUACGCUCUGUGCCCGCACAUGCCGAUGCCUCGCAUACUGCGCGGAUCCUUUUGCGUCGACCGCAACUACUACAGCACCGACACGCUGACCGACGACGCGGCGCGCAAGAUGAGCGAGGCAGCAGCAGAGACGGAGUGGCAUAGCAUGGAGAAGCAUCUAAAGAAGACCUACACGGAGACGGUGCUAAGGGCGCACCCGUUCUACCGCUUCCUGGUCUUUCAGGGAGGCGGCAAAUAUGGCUGCGGCGGCGCUGCUCACGGCCGGCGCAGCCAGGGUGGCCACGGUGGGAGCUGUGGCACGGCCAACAACGGCUACCGGUACAACACGGCAGCCGACGAACGCGGCGGGGCCUCGUCGCCGGCGGCGUCGCAGCAAGCAGGUGCACGCCAGGACGACCACGUGUUUCCCAUGGCAGGGGUUGCAUCAGGGAGCGCUCCACAGCCCCAGCGACACUACACGAUCGCAAAGGCCGAGCCACUGGUGCUCAACUUUCUCAUGGAGAACAUCAUCGGUUGCUCGAUUGAGGCGACCGAUUUGACGCUGCUCUACCUCGACUACGCGUCACCGGAGCAGCUGUGGAAGAGCUCGAUGACGCAGACGGUGCGCCUCGAGGCCGGCGCGCGUCGGCGCGUCUCCCUCUCCUUCGACCCUGUGUCGGAGGGCGAAUACGCCAUCAUCGGCCUAUGCUGGUCCUUGCUGGGUCAAGAGGGGUACUACUACUUCGCCACGCGGGAGAGCCGCUCUGGGUAUCCGGAGAGUCUGUACGAGUACGCGAUCGAGAACCCGAUGCCCUCCCUCGAUGCCCCGGAAAACAUCCACGUGAGCGUGACGCCGUCGAAGGCGUGUGUCACGGCCACCUUCCAGCCCCCGAUUCCGGAGCACCUAUACGACGGCGAGUACUUUUACACCAGCCUCGUCGUGCGCAACACCAGCGCAGAGCAGGAUGCAGCGCACGUGGUUCUGCAACGCAGCCCCGGGGCAUCGCAUCUCAUGUACAUCGAGGAAUUCGGCCGGCUGCAAAAUCUCGAGCGGGAGGCUCCGCUGGUGCUGGCAGAGCACCUGAAGGCGCAAGAGACUCGCACCUUCGCCGUCACCAUACGUGCGCAACAUCGGCGAAGCGAUGCGGCGCUGCAGAACACGCCCAACUACUUUUUCCUGCUGCUUGGCUACCUUUCUGGACCCCUGACGGAGCCAGAGAAGGUACCGCCGUGCUUGCUCGCGAGCGCCUUGGAGCUCGACCCCGAGAAUACAACCACGCUGACGGAGUCCUCGCUAACGUCGACGAUUGCGUCGCCGACGUCGAGGACGGCGUCGCCCACGCCACCACUGCCCCAGCAGUUACACAGUCCCACCGCACCUGUUGCGGCCCACAAGGCCGCGGACGGGUCAGCGGUCAUGGUAUGCCUGCACCGGCUGCUGCGCCGGUGCGAAGUCCAGCCGGUCGUGGCAAUGCACUCGACAGUGCUCCCGCCAGCCAACGCGUCACUGCAAACAGCCGUGGUGCUGACGGUAAAGAGCAUUAGCCCACCCGCAGCACGUGCCUCGGUUGCUGCUACUGCCGUGACCGCAAUCACCACCACAAGAGGCGAGCCUGCCUCCAUCACUCCGACAAGCACCUCGGAUGCCGUGCAAGCGAUACCAGUAUCCAGCAGCGGAAGCGCGGCAUCGUCGUGUCACACCCACGCCAGAGGCCCCUCGUACGCGCCAGUGCGCAUUGCCCGCGUAUUGGUCGUGCACAGUCCGCGCUGGGGUGUGGAGCACAAGGGCACGGAGGAGCUGUUUGCGGACCGCGCCGUGCACUGCCUGCUCUCCCACGGAGACUCGCUGACGCUGCCUCUGCUGGUAAGGCGACAACCGCGCGCUGCAGAAGGUGCAGACACGGCGGCGCGGCGCGUGUCGCUGGGCAACGCCGCCGCCACCAGCGCCGGGGCGCAAUACCCGUACAGCGACACGACGUGCAUAGCGCUGGCGAAGGCGCUUCCGUCUCCAGCACGCGCAAAGGCCGUGGAGGAGCACCUCGGUACGUCUGUGUCCCAGUCGGAGCGCAAUCUCUUCUUUCUGCAAACCUCGUGUGUUGGGCCGGGCCACAUCGGCGCACGCCCGUCCGCGGGCGAGGCCGGCGGCGGCUUGGCGUUCUACGUCGACAAGGCCGGGCAACAGAAGGGGGCAAUUAAGACCGCGAAGCAGCGCCGAUGCGACGAGGAGGACGAGGAGCGGCGUCUCUGCGGGGGUCCGAUAGAGCAGUACACCCCACUCGCCAUCGCCGUGGCGUGGGUGCGCGAAGAGGACGGCGGCGCUGAGAGUCGUGAGAAACACAGUGGUGUUGGUGGUGAUCUGCGCCAGCGAGAAGGCCAGGUGUUCCUCUUUGUGGACCCCCUCGAGCAUGUGUACCAGACAGUGGCGCAGCAGCAGAAGCGGCAGUCUGACCAGGAGUCAGCGACGUCGCUGCAGCCCGCCCUCAGCGCCGUCACGGCUGGCGUGUCGGCGGAACAAGCCCAGCAAGAGCUCUGUGAGGCGAUGCUGGUGCGCUACACCAGUCUCAAGCGCUGGCAUGGCGCCUUGGUGUCGCACGUUCAGGCACCACCAGUCGUGCGAGUCACGAAGGGCCAUCGAUUGGACAAGACUAUUGCUGCCCCAGUACCGGUGACGCUGCGCUGCCUGUCAUUGGCACCGGUGCCGCUGCUCGUGACUGCUGAGGCGCUGCCGCCAUCUGUGCCGCACCAUUCUCUCUCCUCCCUGAAGCACGCUCACAGAGAGGGAGCGAGGGGCGACCAGACCGCCAGCCCUGCCAUAACACCACCACCCCCGUCUCCUCCGGCAGCGAUGACGGCGAGCGGAUCCGAUGUGCCGGUGCUAUUUGUAGGAAAGACAGUACACACAUUCUUGCUGAUGCCGAGCGAGGAGUACGAGGUGCAGUUCACGGCGCUCGCACUGCGUCCUGGGCUGGUGGACUGCCAGCGCAUCUCUCUCAGUGCGGCCUCCAUCUGCUACUUGCACAGCACCUCUGAAAAAGACGACGGCGCUGACGAGAUGCGGGGCACGGACGGUGCGCAGCCGCUCAUGUGCACUGGUAUGACACUUCCGUCUCUCAUCCGCGCCUUGCGGAGUCACAAGACGCCGUCGGCGGCGCCCAGAACUGCACCACGCGUGUUGCCCUCAAACCGGCAGCAGUGUGGGCGACAGCGACCCGGCGACGACGCAGGCGUGCGCAGCGGCGCGGAACGGUGCGGACGCCGGCGAGCCCUGCAGGGGUAUCUGCCGGCUGCAGUGCAUAGAAGUGUGAUGACGCUGGUGGAACGCUACGGCACCCGGACGGCGGAAUUGGUGCACCAGCUUGCCCCUCUCGGCCCGGCCGGUGGUGCGACAGUCAGCCAGGUGAUGCCGUACACCGCGCCUGCUCUAACCCGCGUCAUUAUGGUCGAUGACCACGCCGCUACGCCGACUGUCGCGGGGAAGGGUGCUGGGGUGGCGGUGCGGAACGCCGCACCCGCUGCUGCUCCUGUCGCGACCGUGAGCGCCACCUCCACCGCGGCGGCUGCAGCGACGCGCUCGCAUGAUGCCGCUCGCAAAUUCUUCCGCCAGCUGGAAAUCUUCGAAACGGAGCUCCAGAGAGCGAGACUCGGCAACGUGUCGGACCCCCAUGGACUGCAAUACGUGUACCGCCCCACCGUCAAGAUGGCGGAAGCCGGCACGUCUAGGGCCGGCUACUGCACAGCCAACAGCUCCUUUGCCACGCCCAAGUCGGCCACCAGCGUCGCAGGCGUCGGUAGCAGCGCGGCAGCCCCUCUGCACACCCCCUCCUGGGGCACGCCACUGAUGCCAGCGGCAGCGCCGUCACCCCUAACGGAAGAAACUGUGACCAUGGGCAACGGAGGGGCUGCGGCACCUAACAGUGCCGGUGGCUCCUGGGUGACCGAUGUGGCCUCGGCAACGUCGCGCAAGAUGGACAGCCUUGCGCGGCCCGCGGUUGUGACCGCCUUCAGCGCCAAAGGAACCUUGUCCUCGGUCCGCUCACCCGCGCAGCAGCCGUGCGACAAUGCCGAGGAGCUGGGCAGUCCUCUGCACCUCCCCGCAGUGGCGUUCGAGAGCCAUGCGGCGGAGGCGGCAUUCACCCUCGAUAUCAGUGAGACGACCUCACCCUUGCAGGGGUCGCACGAUGGUCCGCAUCCGCUGAGCGGCGCUGACGGGAUGGGCAGUGUUGAAUCCAUGGCAGAGUUAGCGGUGCGCGAAGACUCGGACCCUCUGUGCGUAGCUGGCACCAAGACGCAGGUCGACCUCGUGUCUCCGGCGCGGCAGCUGCGCUCGAACAAUGUCGACUUUUCGGGUGCCGCUGACACAUGCAACGGCACCGAAAUGCUGAUGAACGCCAAUGAUGCCAAGGAUACGGAAACGUGUACUUCGCCGGCAGCGAGGAGCGCGUCUGCGCUGCUACGGCACUCACAAGAAGCAGAGCACUCCGCUUUCGCCGCUCCGGCAUACGACCGGCUAUCGCGGUCCUCUGCUUCUGGCACAGCAGCCGCUUCCCCACCUGGCUUCACCGCUGACGUCACUGCAGGCAUCCCCCCACCCUCCCCGUCGUCCUCGUCCUCCUCGCCAUCGAGAACAGCCGAAGUCGACGCGACGACGCCACCAACAGGAAUGCGCAACAGUGCAGCUGAAUGA